CCAUCUUCUAAUAGCAAAUGAAUAUGAAAAUGGAAAUGAACAUGAACUCGUUGCUUUUUGUUGUUUUGUGUUUGAUUCACGUUUCACGUUGUGUUUCUUACACCAACUUUGCAUUUGGGGACUCCGUUGUAGAUGCCGGAAACAAUAACCACUUGGCAAGUCUCUCCAAGGCCGACUACUCUCCAUAUGGCAUAGACUUUACGCCUUCUGGUGGCAAGCCUACAGGAAGAUACACAAAUGGUUUCACCAUUAUUGACAUUAUUGCACAAGCUUUGGGAGCCAAGACGUUGGCUUCGCCAUCGCUGGCAGGUAAUGCAACAUCUAACGCAUUACUUGGAGGAAUAAACUUCGGCUCUGGAGCUUCUGGGAUUCUAGAGGAAACUGGUGCCGUUUAUCUUGGACGCAUUCCAUUAAGAAAGCAAAUCGAUCAUUUUGAGCAAAGUAGAGCUGAAAUGGUCCAAACGAUGGGAGAAAAUCGUACACAAGAUUUACUAAAAAAUGCAAUCUUCUCGUUAACGAUUGGUAAUAAUGAUAUUAUAACCUACUUCCUACCAAAGAUUCCUUUCAUUGGCAGUUAUAACGAAGUUUCCCAUGCCGUUUUACAAGAGACCAUGGUCGCACAUAUGGGUUCAUAUCUUAAGCGUUUGCAUGAACUAGGGGCUCGAAAGUUUGUUGUAGUCGAUAUAGGACCUCUUGGUUGCUUACCGUUUGUUCGUGCGAUACACCUGCUGCCAGAUGGAAAAUGCCAUGAAGAAAUGAAUAUGUUGAUUCGCGGAUACAAUGAAAAGUUACGUCAGGCUGUGAAUAUCUUAAAUCAAGAUUUGGGAAACGGUUCCAUUUUCGUGUAUGCAAAUUCUUACGAUGUCAUAAGUGAGAUUUUGCAAAAUUAUCGUGACUAUGGAUUCGAGAAUGUGAACGAUCCUUGCUGUGGAGGAAACAUUCCUCCAUUUUUCUGCUUUCGGAUUGAAGGUGAAGAGAGGCAAAUUAGCUCAAAUCUUUGUGAUGAUCGAUCGAAGUAUCUGUUCUGGGAUGCAUAUCAUCCCGGACAAGCAGCAAAUUUCAUUAUAGCUCAGCAUGUGUUGAAUGGUGACGAAAACAUCUGUUCUCCUUUCAACAUUCGCCAACUUCAUAAUCUCAAGCUAUAACUCACUACGCCAUCUGAAGAUCAUCUGUGGAGUUUAUAAUCAUGCUUGUGAUUACUUUUUUUUUUUAAGUACGGUGUCGGUGCAUAUCCAUGCAAGCAGUAUUUUGCUCUACUUUAGAGAGGCGUAUGUAGUAGUAGGUCCUCAAUAACUGGAGAGAUUCAAUUAGGUCGUGUGUUAAGUUACUAGCUUUGCAUCCAUGUAAAAUUCCUACUAAUUUAUGUGUGCUUUUACUGUUAUUUUGCUUUUUGCUUUUUGUGGAUAUGCAAGUAUCUUGCUCUACUCUAGAGUGGGACUGAUCCCUGGCCCUGAUGAGGCAUGGCCAAAUGAAUGGG
Lactuca saligna is the source of this 1477-nucleotide messenger RNA. The record is from the annotation of a GenBank genome assembly. Lineage: Eukaryota; Viridiplantae; Streptophyta; Magnoliopsida; Asterales; Asteraceae.